AUUAUAAAAAACAAAAAUAUGUGAAUUUAUUUUAUUCAACGAAUCGACGUUGUGUAAAUGAGCCACGUGAACAAUUCGGAACAAUUCGGAGUUCUCUAUCCGGUGUAAUUUUUUUUUAUCGUCAUUAAUAAUUAUUUCAAGUAGAUUAUUUUAAAGUUACAUUAUUUAUACUGUUGUUGAUAAUAUUUGCAAGAUAAUUUUUUUAACAAUUAGAUAUUUUAAAAUAUAAAAAAAUUACGUAAAAAUUUUAUUAUUAAUUUUUGUUCCCUGUUCAAUUAACCUCAAAAUUAUUUUUGCACUAUGACCUGAUAUAAAUAUAUACAAACAUUCAUAUAUAAUUAAAAUCGUCAUGUUCUUUUUUUAUUAUUUUAUCACAAUGACACGUUAAUUAUUAUCUGUUUUAUAUUUUUGUUUAUCAUGUUUAAAUUACAACAAGAAAAAAACGUCAUAGUGUAUUAACAGUGAAAACAAAACAAAAAAAAAAGUAUAAUUUGACAUAAAGAUAGUGAUUAAAAUAUAAUAUUAAACAUCAGAAAAUCCAUAAUGAGCAACCUGUCAAAUAACCAAAUGAUAACAGUUGCAAUUGGUGCAACAAUUGGAGUUUUAAGUGCAGCUACUUUAUUUAUUUAUCAAAAAUAUAUGGAACAAAAAGAAAGAGAAAAUAUGAUGAAUAAUUUAGAAAAUGUCAACAAGAGAGUAACAGAUUUACAAUUAGAAUUAGAUGAUUUGAGAGCUCAACAGAAUAUAAAUAAAUCAAGAAAAUUAAAAAAUUCAAAUCGCAAAAGAAUAACAUCAGUAAGUAGUUUCCACACAUCAGCUGAGACAGACAACGAAAUUGAUGCUUUGUCUGUAACUGAGACUGAAAUUGAUGACGAGUUUUACGACUGUUCUGAUGACGAGAUAAGUUCUGCUGGAGACCUUGAAUUGAACGGGACACAAGGAGUAAUAAUGGAAUUAACAAGACAACUCGAAAUCUUGGAUGAAAAAUAUGAUAAUGAAUCAUUAUGUGAAGAAGUAUUGUGUGAUUUGAGAUCACUUGUAAUUUGCCAUGAUAAUAAUAUUGAAGUUGCAUGGAGACUUGCACGUGCAUGUUUUAAAAAUGCCAGUGAUUUAUCUGAUCAAGCAAAGAUAGAAGUUUUAGCACAAGAAGGUAUGAAAGCAUGUGAAAAAUUCCUUGAAGAACAACAUGCUGACCUUCAUAAAUAUUACGCACUUCUUGUUGGACUUCGUACUGAAUAUUUACCAAUUAAAGAAAAACUUGUUGGUGGUAAAUUAUUUGAAAAACAUGUACGUAUUGCACUUGACAUGCGACCUGAUGAUGCAACAUUAAAUUAUCUUCUUGGAAGAUUUCAAUUCAGUGUAUCUGGUUUAUCAUGGAUUGAAAAAAAAGUUUGUGAAACACUUUUUGGCGAAGCUCCAACUUCAACAUACCAAGAGGCAGUUUCAACUCUUGAAAAUGCUGAAAAAUAUUCUGAUAAACCAGAUAUUGAUAUUAAAUUUUAUCUUGGACAGUCUUAUAUUAAAAUUAAAUCAUACAAACAGGGUGUUGAUUUACUACGUGAAAUUGAAAAUAUUAAACCAUUAAAUACAAAACAAGAGACAAUGCAAAAAGAAGCUAAAACUCUUGCUUCUAAAAAUUCAAAGUAUUGUUGAUAAUUCUAAAUAUUUAUCUACAUUGAUUAAUCAAUAGCUAAAUUAAGCUCAAUUUACUCAGGUUUAAAUUUUUAUUCUUUUUUUUUUUUUUUUAUAAAAUUAACUUGUCUGUCUUGAAUUCGUGAAAGGAAUUUUUUAAUACUUGAAACAAAAUUUUUUUAAUCACCUCUGACAAUGUAUUAUGCUUUUAAAUUAUUAGAUGUUUUUUUUUUUUUUUAUGUGAGUAUAUAUAAAAUUGUAGGGUCCAAGUAAUUGUCAACGAAAAAAUAUAAAUAUUUAAAUUAGAAAUUAAUCAAUGAGCCUAAAAAUAUUAUUAAAUUCAAGGGAUUUUAAAGAAAAAAAUACAAUUUGAAGAAAAAAAAAUGUCUACAAUAAUAAGAAAAUAUAUUCAAAAAAUAUUUCAAACAAUUAGCAUGAAAAUUUCUAUAAAUAAUUAUCAUCAUAAAAAUUAUUACCAAUUGAUGAAAAAAUAUAAAAAUAAUUUAUUUCAACAAGUGAAUUAAUUUGAAAAUAACUUUAUAAUAUUUUUCGUCAAUUGCAUAAUAUUUAUUUAAUUUUUUAAAAUAUUGUUGUGGUGAUUAAUUUACCCCACUAACAAUAUUUUUAUUUUUUUCAUUUCGAUUUUACACUAAAUAAUAUUUUAACUGACUAAAAACACUUGAGUAUAAUAAUAGCUUCUAUUAUUCUCUCAGUGAAAAUAAUAAAACUAUAAUUUUAUUCAAUAAUUUAAAAUUAGUGUUGAUAUAUUUUCAUCGACACUAGCCAAUUUUUUUUUCUUCAAAUUAUUAAUUUUUUAAAUUACCACAUUCCUAUCUCAAUAUUAUAUUAAUGAUUUUUAUAAAUAAUCCAAAAAAAAAAAACCUGCUAGAUAAAUAAAGGCUUUUUAAUAUUGAAAUAUAGUUAAACUAAAAAUAAGUCAUUAUCAAUGCCAAGAAAAACUAGAUAAAUAAUAAAAGGUGCUGGAAUUAUAUAAGCAAAAUUUAAAUGAACAUUUAAAUAUUAUAACACAAAAAAAGAAAUAAAUAAAAAAAUAAAUUGUAAAUGAUUAGAUCAUAUUGAAUAAUAAAUAAAUACAUAGAACAUAUUAGCAUAAAUUAAAACUAUCAUUUGAUUAUCACCAUUAUUACAACAUCCCUCUGUAAAAAAUGAUAAUGAAAAAAAAAAAAAAAUUAAAAUCAUUUUUUUUUUCUUGUCAUUAGUAUUUGUGAUAACAAAUAAUAUGUGUGGUGAAUGUCAAAUACAUAUAUACAUAUAAUAUACAUGUGCAAAUAGCAAGAUCAAUAACGGUCCAACUCAGCAUCCGGGAUAUCUCGCGUGCCAUAAAUUGUCUGGAUGUGAGAGGUAGGAGAAACGCGACAGUAUAACACUUGGGUCAGAGGGCAUCAACAAAUAGGGUGUAGCAAUAGAGGGUGAAUAAUAAUAGUUUAACAAUAAAGCUAAAAUAAAAAAAAAAAAACAAAACCAAA
Molecule: messenger RNA, 3119 nt
Organism: Aphidius gifuensis
Lineage: Eukaryota; Metazoa; Arthropoda; Insecta; Hymenoptera; Braconidae
Product: regulator of microtubule dynamics protein 1-like
Exons: 6
Coding region: 544-1653 (369 amino acids)
Cellular component (GO): spindle microtubule; mitotic spindle pole; cytoplasm
Molecular function (GO): microtubule binding
Source: RefSeq, a predicted model, not a curated record